This is a messenger RNA of Chaetomium fimeti, 5250 nucleotides long. RefSeq lists its product as uncharacterized. Lineage: Eukaryota; Fungi; Ascomycota; Sordariomycetes; Sordariales; Chaetomiaceae. The coding region runs from base 218 to 5107 and encodes 1629 amino acids. The transcript has 7 exons. The record is from RefSeq and is a predicted model, not a curated record. Gene Ontology annotation, molecular function: protein binding.
GACGGGGAGGAUCGCGAUGGAUCUGUGAAAAGCGUGAAGUUGAAACUUUGAACCUUAAUUACAAAAUCUUAUGUGGGUGCCAUUGGAAGGACAAAAGUCGACUUGUUAUUCAGUCAGUGAGAAGACGAGAGGGCGGCGAAAGGGUAUACCGCAACCGGACAGAUUACCUACGUUGAGUAAACUCCAGUGAAGGGACGACAGGUUCUAAUCAUGGACCAUGGCGAGCAUCAGUGACGACGAGCACCUCCAGUUGGCGUCACUCGACAAGAAACCUUCUCCACGGCGAAACACGUCGCUCGCAUUUAUCCAAAGCAAGCUCCGCCGGUUGAAUGGCAAUUCCCCCGGAGACAGAAUCUUGUCUACCGUGGACGCCAAAGGCCCUCUUGGGUUGAACCUUCUACACGAGCCGUCAGAACCUCGAAUUGACUUCAUAUUCGUACACGGCCUUUUCGGGGGAUCAAGGAAAACAUGGAGCUAUUCCCAAGACCCGGCCAUGUUUUGGCCCAAGGAGUGGUUGCCAAACGAGGUCGGAUUUAGGCACGUCCGAUUGCACAGCUAUGGCUACAACUCGGAUGGGUCGAGGAGGAAAAGCUUCCUCACCGUUCAUGAUUUUGCCCAGGCUUUGCUUGCCGACAUCUACAACUCACCAGAGUUGCGUAAGCAUGGUGAUACGCCGAUCGUGUUUGUUGCCCAUAGCAUGGGAGGGCUGGUUGUGAAAAAGGCUUACUUGCUAGCUGUCAACGACCCGACCUACAAAAGCAUAAGCCAUCGAAUUCAUACCAUGUACUUCCUGGGGACGCCCCAUCGCGGAGCCGAUUCGGCCCAGAUCACACGGACUAUCCGGUAUGCCGCCGGCCACGGGAGCAAAGCCUAUAUCGACGAUCUCGUUCCCGGAAGUGGCGCGCUCAAUGUUGGUCUUGAUACUCUUGAUACUUCCAGGCUCCGUUGCAAACGCUCUCAUCACUGUCAGAACACUACGGCUAACAUCUGCCAGCAAAUCAACGACGAAUUCCGCCAUGUUUGUAGCAGUGUCCGCCUUUGGUCCUUCUUUGAGGGGGUGCCGACAGCUUUCGGCCUUCUCUCCUCGCUUGUGGUUGAGAAAGAGUCGGCUAUACUUGGGCUCCCCGGAGAGCACAUUCAAUAUGUCGACGCCGACCACCGCCACCUCUGCAAAUUUGACAGUCCAAACAGUCCAAAUUAUAUUCUCCUGCAAAGAGCAUUUCUUACCACCAUAGAGGAACUUGAAGCAGACAGUUUAUGUCAACGCCGUGACGAAUACAGUGACCAAAUGAAACAAGUUUCCUCUUUCCUUCAGGUAGAGCAGCGCCCCGAUGCUUUUCUUUUGGCAAUCAACGAAAAGCAGCAUCAAGGUUCUUGUCAGUGGUUGACCGCCGACGAUACAUUUCAACAUUGGGUCAACGGCCCGGAUCCCAGAGGAGACGAUGAUGUGUCACAACAAACGUCAUACGAGCUUGAAGAAGACGCCAGGAUCUUGUGGCUCACGGGCCGGCCGGGUACCGGCAAGUCCGUGGCUUCCAGUCACGUUGUCAGAUAUCUGGAAGCCUGCAACCUUGAUUGCAGUUUCUAUUUCUUCAGACACAGCGACGAAGCCGGGUCCACCAUUGCAGCGUUGCUUCAAUCACUUGCUUUCCAGAUGGCGAAGUCGAGCUACGAAGUUCGGCGCGCAAUCGUCUCCAUAGCUGAGGAUGGCGUACGAUUAAGCCAUUGUGACCAUCACAUGCUGUGGAACAAAAUCUUUGUCCAACGCAUUUUCCGACUGGAUUCGCUGAAACCCCAAUUUUGGGUCAUAGACGCGGUCGAUGAAUGUUCGAGCAACGGGACAUCGGCGUUGGUUGCCAUGUUGUCAAAGCUCGAUCACACUACACCCAUCCGAGUCUUCAUGACCAGCCGACCCGGGGGGCAGUUAGAGAGAUCACUCACACAACAGAACGUUCUGUUCAAGCAGUUAAGCACUGGGCAGUCCGGUUCACUGCGCGAUAUCCAAGCCUUCUUGCAAGCCAGGUGUCCACAGCUCCAAGACACCGAGUCCCACGAAAUGUUCCUGUCGAACGUACUGUCCAAAUCGAACGGCAUCUUUCUCUGGGCCUCGCUCGUCGCGGCAAGGUUGGAGAAUAUAUUCACCGUCGAGGAUAUGCAAGAAACCUUACAAACCAUCCCCUCCGAGAUGGAUGGUUUCUACUCUCGCAUCGCCGACUCGAUUGUUGCAUCGCCAAGCUGCGCACUUGUUACUUGCAUCCUGAAAUGGGUCAUAUGCUCGCCGAGGGCGCUCACGACGGGGGAACUUGCGGAAGCAGUCAAACUUGACAUUGACCGUACCCUGGCAGCAUCAUCAGCACAACUAGAAGCCAUCACAGGACAUCUGAUCUUGGUGGAUAGCCAGUCCCGAGUCCACGUCACCCAUGCCACAACGUCCAGUUUCCUGACUCGUCGUCGAGAGGGUCUCUGGAUCGACCAGCCGAUGGCGCAUUCCAAAAUUGCUGAAGUAUGCCUCACGACGCUCUGCGGCGCGGAUUUUGCACCACCAAAAACCCGUCGUGCCGCUGGUUCCGCCUCCAAGAAGGCUGCUAGCCCCUUGAAUUCCUACGCCGCAGCAAACUUUGGGUACCACCUGAUGCACAGCUCUCCUGCGGGUGAUGCGCUUCUCAUCCAACUCAACGCCUUUCUGCGAUCGAACGUCCUGACAUGGAUCGAGCGGAUCGCAGAGUCAGGCAGUCUUUCUACUCUACAGCAAACAUCUCAGAGGUUGAACGCCUACCUGACCCGGCGAGCGAAGUAUCACCCGCCGGUGAGUUUGGAAGUUCAGACGGUGUCAGGAUGGGUAAAUGAUAUCCAUCACCUGGUCGCGGCGUUCCAUUCCGCCCUCCUAGCCUCGCCAUCUUCGAUACACAUUAUAAUUCCCUACCUCUGUCCGCCCGCUUCGAUUAUUCGGCAACUAUUCGCCAAACCUAAUAAACGCCUAAAAAUAACCGGCCCUUUGGACGAGGAUUGGAGCGAUAGACUUACUUCCUACCUGUUCUCGGCCGAGACCAAGUCGAUUGCUUGCUGCGAACGACUCCUUGCUGUUGGCCUCAAAAAUGGCGACAUCCGGAUCUACGACACGGCUGGCGUUGGCACCUUCGAGGCCGUCGGCACUCUCAUCCACGGCAAGAAGGUGAGGCAGUUGGCAUUCGAUCCAUCCUCCUCUUUCUUGGCAUCCUGCAGUGUGCGGAAGUUGAUGCUCUGGGAUAUACGGCGGUCCAGCGGGCCGUCUUUUCCCUGCCUCUGGGCACAAGAUCUCGACUUUACCCCAAACCAGGUGAUUUUCGACAGGGAAGGAACACGCAUACUACUUUCCGAUCCUAUACGAUGUGCAAUAAACUCAUUCGAGGCCGUUUCUGGUUCCAGUGGUGGUGGAGCUAUUCUCCUCCACUCAUCACAAGAUUCUGAUUCCUCCGACAGCGAAGAGCAGAUGGGUUCUUGGGCGGCCGCGGAGCAUGUUUACAUUGAUAACGAUCAAAAGCUGGCUGCUCUGACGUACCGGAACUCAACGGUCUCCAUAUGGGACCUGGACGCCAUGGAGAAUGUGGGCAACUUCGAGAGAGACGGGUACGAGGGAGUCUAUUCAUCCCCACCGGCUCUCGACCUGGCAUUUAACCCCAUUUCCGAGCUCGAUCUGCUGGCCAUCUCGUACAGCGAUGGCGACGUCGUUCUGUGUAACCCCUGGACACUGGAGCAAACCGAAAAGUGCAAUCUACCUCACUCCCUCGUUAUACUAACCAGCACAUCGGAUGGCCGCGUUCUCGCUGGCGGUGCUGAGGAUGGUGUCAUUCAUCUUCUGCUUUUCAAGACCUUACGGCCGCUUUAUCGUGUCCAGCCACCCGACGCGCGCUCACAGCUAUGCGGCCUCACCUUUUCGGCGAAUAACCUCCAGUUCUUCGAGAUCAGAGCGCAGUCCUGCAAUGUGUGGGAGCCUCUCGUCCUGGUUACGGGGGAUACAUCCGAUGAAGGCUCAUCCGAACCGCAGAGCGAAGAGGUCCCACCGCAGGAGCCGAGUUCUUCUUCCGCCCACGCCUUCCAAUGGCGCCAGAGAAUAACCGCCAUCCAAACGACAGAACGUGGACUCUUUUUCGUUGGGAGACAGGACGGCACGGUUGAUAUCUGUGACGGAAGCUCGGGCGAGGUUGUCAAAAGACUACGACUCCACGGCGGCUUCGCACGCAUCAAGCAGUUGGGCUGGAAUGAGGCCAACAAUAUCCUGCUCAGCCUCGACGCACACAGCCGCUGCAUUGUCAGUCGACUGUCGUUUGAUACGGAGCCGCAACCCACGGUGAUACUGAAUCAUCGCGAACGGGACAUCGUUCGACAAGCAUUGUUGAGUCCCGACGCCACGUCCAUACUCGUCCGUACCGAUGCAGGUCUCAAACUCAUUGCGGUUGCCCGGGCCUCCGUCUCAGCAGAGCUGGAUUUUGCAGCAAGCUUCUGCUCGAGCCAUCCUUCCAGUCUCUCGCAGUUGAUAGCGUUUCAGCCGGGUAGGAUUCACCUCUUCGACUGGGCCUCACUAGCCCGACUCUCGCCCGCCAAAGGGAUCGUAGUCGCUAGCUUUCCGCCUCCUUCCAAGCCCUCAGACAUCAUGAACGGUGUUUGGUUCGGCCGCCCAGGCUCUGCCUACCUGGCCCUAUGCGCCAACUCCUCAAACCGACAUCGGCCCACUUGUUUCGCGGCACUGGACGCAUCGAAGCUGGCACCAGAGAAUGGAGAAGCAACUGAGAUUCAGGUCCUCACCUCGCACAAGAUACAAGUGCGCAUAGUCGUCGGCGUGGUCAAGAACACGCUCUACUUCAUCGACACAGCAGGCUGGAUAAGCUCCGUCGGGCUCAAGCGCCUGCGCCAGGCCGCCCAUUACACCCGGCACUUCUUCAUCCCGCCGACAUGGUACAUGGGCGGCGAUGUGGUAAUCGCGGUGGUGACCAAGACAGCAGUGGCGUUCGCGAGGGGCGAGCAGUUGAUGGUGUUUCAUGGUUUUCUGGAGUUCGAGGAGAGGGUCCCGUUGGGAGAGGAAAUGCCAUUAGUGUCAAGGCCGAGCAAGGGCGGGACAUCGAAGGAAUGAAACAAGGAGAGGAAUUCCCGGUCCAGGAAGACUUGUCGUAGCAACUUAUUUCAACUGAUUUGAACGAUCGGUAUUCACUAUGUGAACGCAUUGCCGAGAGAGUCCACAUGUUGUAGUUAUUAAGUAUCCUGUUUCGAUCUUUA